Marasmius oreades (fairy-ring Marasmius) is the source of this 276-nucleotide messenger RNA. RefSeq lists its product as uncharacterized. The transcript has 2 exons. Bases 1 to 276 code for a protein of 91 amino acids. NCBI's taxonomy places the organism in Eukaryota, Fungi, Basidiomycota, Agaricomycetes, Agaricales, Marasmiaceae. The record is from RefSeq and is a predicted model, not a curated record.
AUGCGUACUUCAUUCGCCAUCGUUGCCAUCAUCGCCUCUCUCGCUAGCUCUGUCCUCGCUGGUGGCCCAGAAAUCUGCACCAACAACAAGGACGGCUCCGGUGGAACCAACUACCAAGUUACUAAAGACUGCUGCGCCGCCGUCAAACAAAAGGCCUAUUUUAACGAGCUCUCCCACCAGUGCAUGGGCUACGGAGGUCCGCUCGACAAUGCUGUCGACACCGGAAAGAUGGUUGAAUGCUGCAGUAGCCGUGGGGCUGGUAGCAAAGCCGUUUAA